Falco peregrinus (peregrine falcon) is the source of this 1310-nucleotide messenger RNA. Its product is annotated as inositol 1,4,5-trisphosphate receptor-interacting protein-like 1. The transcript has a single exon. Lineage: Eukaryota; Metazoa; Chordata; Aves; Falconiformes; Falconidae. The coding region runs from base 280 to 1251 and encodes 323 amino acids. The record is from RefSeq and is a predicted model, not a curated record.
GGGCAGGUGCCCAGAGCGGCUUUGGGGAUGGGACGCGUGCCCGUGGCUCCAUGGGACGCUGUCCUGUGGCAGGGAUGGGGCCUCGGGAGACUCUAUGGGGACAGCCCGCGGCUCCCGCCGGUACAGUGCUCACAAACCCUGCCCUUGCUCCCUCGCACCUCCAUCACCCCCUCUCCUACCGGCCCCCAGCUCCAGCCGGCUCCUGCCCCGCUCCCCCAGCCCCGCGCUCCCUCCCACCCAGCCCUGCUCAGCCCCCUUUUCUCCCACCUCCUCUAGGCCAUGGCUGCGGCAAUCGCCCUCAUCCUGGCUAUACUGGCCAUGCAGCCCAUGCAGAAGGGCCUUCACCGCAGAGAUAUGGCCACGGACGAGCGGAUGCGGCAGCGUAAGGCGUAUCUGGAUGAGCAGACGACUCGGGUGAUGCAGGAGGUUGACCGGAGCUGGGGCACGUUCCUUCCCGCGUUGCAGCAGUGGCCGCUUUGGACUGUUGCGGGGGCCCUGGUGCUGCUCGUUAGCGUCUGCUGGCUGGUCAGGAAAAUGAAGCUUGCCUCUGGCAGCCACAGUGAGCAGGACAGAAAGGAGGAUGACAGGGAGGAGGAAGACCUCCAUGGUGCACACAGCGGUGUCAGCUAUAUGGCUGUGCCCACCCCACCGACAAUGCACGACCUGCCUGACACGUGCGAGGCCCUGAAGGAGCUGGUGGGUGACCUCCUUAAGGUCUGCCAGAUACUGUGCAAGAGGAGUUUCAUGCCAGAGCUGUACCCAGCCACUGGGGAGGAGGGUGCCCGUGAAACCUGGAGUGUGCACGGGAACAGCAUCACCUACCGCCUGCCUGUGUUCCUGUGGCCACCCCCCGGGCACUCUUUCACCCUGGAGCCGGACACCACGGGGCAGCUGCCAGAAGAGCAGCCCAGCAUCCGUGUGGGGCUGGAGUGCGUGUGCUUGAGGCAGCAGCUGCUGGGAGACACACUGUGCUUUCUCCACCACCCCGAGGACCAGCUGCCGAGGGACCAGAGGUCGCCCCUCCUCCACACCCUCUGCACUCACUCCUGCCUAGACGUGGAGAAAAUCGUCUGCUGGACCCAAAUGCUAGUAAAAACAGCCUGGCUGCUUUUGCCUGAGUCGCGCCACUGCCAGCUAACGCUGCUGCCCUCCUCCCAGUCCUGCAGGUUCCAGCUGACAACCGCCUCCAAGAUGGACAUCUGCACUGAAAUGAUUUUUGCGGUGUGGCAGGACAGCCAGGCUGAGCCUUGAGUAGGCGGAGGGAGGCCAGCUUCACCAGCAGCACGCCACGGCCAGAGAGCCACGCUGCU